UCCUCUGUGUGCGUCCCCUGCUUCAUCAACCCACUUCCCAUUCUCCUCGCUGCCGGCCAAAACAGCCGCCAUAGAAAUGUUUAGCUCCUCCUACUAUAGCCCUUCUUCUACUUCACUCUCUUUCAUCGGCUUCCCUGGCGGACUUAUUUGCUCCGGCGAACUCCAACAUACGAAAGCUUCCAUAUCUGACGGCGGCGCCGGCGCCACCAGCUCCGGCGUUAAGGUCGAGCGCUACAGCUCCAAGGACCGGAGGGAGAGGAUUGAGAGGUACCGGAGUAAGAGAAACCAGAGGAACUUUCACAAGAAGAUAACUUAUGCUUGCAGGAAAACGUUAGCUGAUAGUCGGCCGAGGGUGAGAGGGAGAUUUGCGAGGAACGACGAAGCAGAGCAGGAAACAGACUCGCCGGAGAGCGGCGCAGCUGGAAGUGAUUGGUGGAGAAAAAUGAAGGCGGCGCUGACGGCCGCCGGCGAGGAAUGCUAUUAUGAUGAAGAAAUCUGGGCGAGCUUGGAUAGCGCCCACGAUAUGAACCUCAGCAGCUCUGCUAUCGUACAAGCCAAAAAAUGAAGUAAACUUGUCUGCUUGGUGUUGAAUAUAUUGAUUUGAAUAAAAAUAAUAUUUAUUAAAAUUUUUUGAGAUGUAUU
This is a messenger RNA of Dendrobium catenatum, 642 nucleotides long. RefSeq names its product zinc finger protein HD1. Gene Ontology annotation, cellular component: nucleus. Gene Ontology annotation, molecular function: protein binding. The transcript is spliced from 3 exons. Gene Ontology annotation, biological process: regulation of flower development. Lineage: Eukaryota; Viridiplantae; Streptophyta; Magnoliopsida; Asparagales; Orchidaceae. The record is from RefSeq and is a predicted model, not a curated record. The coding region runs from base 77 to 565 and encodes 162 amino acids.